ACGGAACGGUGCAGUGAAGGCUUACUUUACAUCGUUCAGAAACCGAAGGACUUCAAUACAAAGAGAUAUAAGAUAGGAAGAACAUAUAAUAUAACUCAAAGAUAUGACAGUACAGUCAAUAGAGUCAAGGUUGUGUUCGUUAAUGAUAUGAGAGCUGCAGAAACAGAACUACUUGAAAAGUUUGAGAAAAUGUAUGGUGCUCCCAUAAAAGGUAAAGAAACGUUUGAAGUAGAUGAGAUAGAUAAAGCUAUAAAAUUAUUUGACGAAGUUGCUGAAAAAUACAUGUAA
Trichomonas vaginalis G3 is the source of this 288-nucleotide messenger RNA. RefSeq names its product organellar and viral DNA polymerase type B. NCBI's taxonomy places the organism in Eukaryota, Parabasalia, Trichomonadida, Trichomonadidae. The record is from RefSeq and is a predicted model, not a curated record. The annotation marks the transcript as partial. The transcript has a single exon.